Marchantia polymorpha subsp. ruderalis is the source of this 2015-nucleotide messenger RNA. The record is from the annotation of a GenBank genome assembly. NCBI's taxonomy places the organism in Eukaryota, Viridiplantae, Streptophyta, Marchantiopsida, Marchantiales, Marchantiaceae.
GUCCAGACGGAUGGUUUCAUAGAUGUUUGCAGUGGUUCCCUUAUCAAAGGAACUGCGAUCCAGUGCCAGCUCAAGGAGCGCCCGUUCAGGGGCAGCUUUUGCAUUGUGGCAGGAGACAGUGGCACUGACGAGGCCAUGUUUCCGUUGUGCCAAUCUCCAUCAGAGUGGGGAUGUCAGGCCAGAGCUGUGCCACUGAUAGGCUUUCUACCCACAAGGAGACGUUAGAGGUGAUCCAGUGGAUUGUGUACCUGCGAUGGACUUCAAUGAGGCCCGCAACAGCAAUGAAUUUCUUCAUUUAUAGAGAAAUUCAUAAAUAAACAUGGACUUUGCGUGCGCAUGGACUUCAACACAAAAUCCCGGAAGCUCUCGGGCCUCCCCUCCUAUACUCAAGGGCCGAAGCCUGGAUAGAUUAGGAGAGAUCACGGCAUCCGUCUUACGCGACCUGGGCCAAAGUCAUCACGCGGUGACUGCGCUCUUCCGGCAAAGCCACGAGUCAGUUUUUUCCCGAUGGAAUUGUUUCUCUUCCACGCCUUGUGCGCUUGCAGCGAGCGGAACACGACUGCUGGACAUGGUGAGAGAGCUGCUGGACAUGGUGAGAAAUUGCAAGCAGAAGCUUCUGUUGAAGGCUUUUCAGCUGGGUCGAGCCGAUGAGGUCCAACGCAUGUUCGAUCUGGAGGACGGCAGAGGGAGGACUCCCCUCCACGUCGCCGUGGAUCACGACGCGAUCAAGGAAUUCUUCAGCCUUAAAGACUACUUUAAAGAAGCGUUAUGGAGAGACAUUGUGAACAGACGAGACGCAGGAGGGAGGACGCCAUUGCACAGAACUGCCUCCUCGAUAGAACCCCCGAAAGACUUGACGCUUUUGGUAAGAGACGAUCAGACGGACAAGGCGCUCACCUUCGGGUGGAAGGAUCUGGGCUACCUCAAGUUCAUCGUCGACGUCACGAAGGUCUCCGUGAGAAAUGGCUUCAGCAAGGCGACGUUCGAGGGAGCCUUGGCCAGCCACAUCGCGUGCUACAAUCCACGCGGUGCGAAGAUCAUGAAGGAAUGGUCAGUUUCUUCAGGAACUCGUUCGCUAAAUGAAGCUCCGUGUGAAACUUUCAGAUACAAAUCGCGAAAUAAUUUUGAUAUUUUGAUGUGCCGUUCAGAGACCAGCUCACAUUGGCGAAGCUCUCUUCUCUGACGCUGGUCUUUCACGACCCUGAGCUCCUGAACAGAUUGGUGUCUGUAACAGAGGCAAGGCUGAAAAAAAACACAUGGCUAAUGACUGCCUGCUCUCCUCAAUGGAUGACGGCGAUAUUAAAAUCAUGGACGCUGUCAACAUCAACGACAGUGAGACAGCAGCACGCCCACGGCAAUGACGCGUUCGAGCGGAUCGAGAGCCAUUUGACGACCAAGACUGGGCUCAGAGCAGAGAAAGGGCCGUGGAGGUCUAAACUCUCCUCAAAUGCAUCAUCAAUCUACAGAACCAUUAUCCCUGAGUUGACCCGUCGAGGCACGUUGAAGGGAUUUCCAAUCUGGUGUCCAGACACGUUGUCUCACCCCAACAGCAUGAAGAUUCUGGACUGCAUGAACCAGGUCUAGAGAAGCUUAGGACGUCAUGGAAGAGCGUGAAGCAGUAAGAUAGUAUAGUCCUGAAGUUAGAAUAUUAUACUGUCCUCUUGCAGAAUCAAGUGGACCAGUGCAAGUCGGCAAGGGAUAAUCAAAUUACGGAUAUUGUAAUGUGGAGCUAACCGGUCCGACGAACACACGCAUCCCAACAUGAAGGUCGGUAGCAAAUUCCACCGGUUGUCGAGUGAUGGAAAUAAGAUUCAGUCCCUGUACUGCUGUGAGUGCACCGACCGAGCAGACAGCCAGGUGAAGCACUUUUAAGCGAACCAUCAAGCGAAAUUGGCCGAAACAGAUAUGUUUAAGCACAAACUUCGAAUUUAGAACAUUUCAACUCCUAACUUCUCAAAGAAGAAGUCAAGUGCUUCAUGUUAUCUUUCUAAUAGGCAUCAAACACAACAUCAAAC